AUGUCUGGUAACACUACUACAAAGAACAAUAUUCCCCACAACCAAGUUUUCAACGUCUCCGUCGACGUAAAUCCACAAGGCAGCUCCAACUGCUUCGACGACGAUGGCCGUCUAAAGCGAACUGGGACUGUUUGGACUGCUAGCGCUCACAUAAUAACAGCUGUGAUAGGGUCUGGGGUUCUGUCCUUGGCCUGGGCCACAGCUCAGUUGGGAUGGGUUGCUGGUCCUGUUUUCAUGUUCUUGUUCUCCCUCGUGACUUACUACACUUCCACGCUCCUCUCUGCAUGUUAUCGUUCCGGGGACCCUGCCACUUGCAAGAGAAACUAUACCUACAUGGAUGCUGUGCGAUCAAACCUGGGUGGAGCGAAGGUUAAGAUAUGUGGACUAGUCCAGUACUUAAACCUUUUUGGAUCUGGCAUUGGCUACACAAUAGCAUCAUCCAUAAGCAUGAUGGCAAUCAAAAGGUCCAACUGUUUCCACAGCAGUCAAGGCAAAAAUCCAUGCCAAAUAAACAGCAACCCAUAUAUGAUUGCAUUUGGAGUCAUUGAAAUAGUUUUCUCCCAAAUUCCCGACUUUGAUCAGUUGUGGUGGCUCUCCAUCGUCGCAGCUGUGAUGUCCUUCACUUAUUCAACAAUUGGUAUUGGCCUCGGCAUCGCAAAAGUAGCAGAAACGGGAAAGCUCAGGGGAAGUCUGACUGGAAUAAGCAUUGGCUAUGUGACUCAAACGCAAAAGAUAUGGAGGAGGUUCCAAGCACUCGGAGACAUAGCUUUUGCAUACUCCUACUCCAUGAUCCUCAUCGAAAUCCAGGACACAGUGAAAUCCCCACCAUCAGAGGCCAAGACAAUGAAUAAGGCCACCCUAAUUAGCGUUGCUGUCACCACCCUUUUCUACAUGCUAUGUGGCUGCAUGGGUUAUGCUGCUUUUGGGGAUCUCUCUCCUGGAAACCUCCUCACUGGUUUCGGCUUCUAUAACCCAUAUUGGCUGCUGGACAUAGCAAAUGCUGCCCUAGUAAUCCACCUUGUUGGUACAUACCAAGUUUAUUGCCAACCCCUUUUCGCCUUCAUUGAGAAAAACGCACAAGAGAGAUUCCCGGACAGUGAAUUCAUCACCAAAGAAAUAAGAAUCCCAAUCCCCGGUUUUCAUUCCUACAGACUCAACCUCUUCCGGUUGAUUUGGAGGACAAUCUUUGUUAUCAUAACCACUGUGAUAUCAAUGCUGCUACCUUUCUUUAAUGAUGUUGUUGGACUUCUUGAGGCUUUGGGAUUUUGGCCUCUCACAGUUUACUUCCCUGUGGAGAUGUAUAUUGGGCAAAAGAAGAUACCAAAGUGGAGCACAAAAUGGCUUUGCCUACAAAUCCUGAGCCUCGCAUGCCUCAUCAUCACAAUAGCUGCUGCAGCUGGCUCAAUUGCAGGGGUUGUUCUUGAUCUCAAGUCUUAUAAGCCCUUCUCGACCACCUACUAAGGUUGAAAUUUAAUGCUGUCACCAUUUCUGAACAAUUGAUCUAAAGCAAGGAAAGAAUUGAUCUUUGGGAUUUCAGUUCUUGUUCAUGGUCUUAACAAGCUGAAAUGGGUGUUGUUAAC
Molecule: messenger RNA, 1580 nt
Organism: Juglans microcarpa x Juglans regia
Lineage: Eukaryota; Viridiplantae; Streptophyta; Magnoliopsida; Fagales; Juglandaceae
Product: amino acid permease 3-like
Exons: 6
Coding region: 1-1461 (486 amino acids)
Cellular component (GO): plasma membrane
Source: RefSeq, a predicted model, not a curated record